Molecule: messenger RNA, 741 nt
Organism: Clavispora lusitaniae ATCC 42720
Lineage: Eukaryota; Fungi; Ascomycota; Pichiomycetes; Serinales; Metschnikowiaceae
Source: RefSeq, a predicted model, not a curated record
AUGGUUUCUCCAACUCAUUUUGCCAAAGGCAAAGAAUAUCCUGACUCUGACGGGUUCAUUACUGUUGCUAGAAGACGGAAAAUGAACUCCAUGAAAAAGGAAAUUCAGAACGGAACUAAAAGACCCAGCUUCUCUAACAAAAGCUUUGCCGAAAUUGCGGUCUCAACUAAUGUAUUCUGCUCAAUUGGAUUUGGUGAAGAACCAGCCAACGAAAAGGAAACUUUUGUUGAAGCUGACGAAAACAUGGAGACCUCAACUGAAGAAACGGCUUUGGUAAGCUGGAAACCUCUUUGCUCUCCUAGUAAACAAACAGUAUCUAUUCCAGAAAUAGAAAAAAGAGUUCGGUUCGCAGCGAACCAUGAAAUCAUUGAAUUAAAUGAGAUAAGAGAACCAGUGGAAGAAGAGGAGAAAUUCAAAAUGCCUGCGAAUUCCACUAAUACGAAGACGAAGACGAAAAUGGAAAAGAUGGACUAUCAAAUGAAGAAAAUGGACCUUGAAAUGAAGAAGAUGGAUUUGAAGAUGAAGAAAAUGGAGUAUAAAGCAAAGAAAAUGGACUACAAGUUGAAGGAGAUGGACUACAAAUUGAAGAAAAGAGCUUUCGAGACUCAAGUAAGAAAGAGCCUUCCUCAUUCUGAAGUAUCAUCUCGUCCUUCCUCUAGAGAUUCAAACAGAGCUCAGUUGGCAAAAGCAAAGCUUGUUCUUGAGCACGAGAGCCUUCAAAGAAUUAUCUUCCCUCUCUAA